CUAGGUAUCGAUAUUCAUGUCCACUGUAUACUUUAUUGCAUACUGAAAAUCAUUUAAAACUGUUAAAAUGUGCAGGAAUAUAAAAUAUAUUUUAUUGUUGUUAAGUGCAGUCUUGUUUUUUGGCUUAGUGGUAUCAUCAACGGACAAGGCUGACCCAUAUAAAAUUCUAGGAAUAGUAAAUCAUGCAACAGUUCAAGACAUUAGAAGAGCAUAUAAGCAUUUGGUUAGGGUUUGAUCACUAUGGAUGUAGAUACACCUGUCGCAACCCCGCCAAYCGCUCGCGUUACCAAUGCGCCACGCACCGGGCCUACAUCAACRCCCCGAACUGUGGCUGCAACAACGCCGACACCGGAUAAGGUGCCCCAUCUGUCGACGUCCUCAUCGUCUUCACCAUUGUGGAAUUUUUAGGGGUAUGCGGCCUUUACAAUGGCAGUAACGGGCAUUCUCUCAACUGCCUGUCGCACACUCAUGCUACUACAGAGUGUGAGUCGCGGCGGCUGUGCCAAAUGUGUCACCGGCCGCAUCAUACUCUGCUACAUCGCAGCUCGUCACGCGGAGCGCACCGGCCACCCAACCAUCGCGGCCGUGUCUUCCGACUUCCACCCGCCGAUAGUGUCAUACACCAGAGGAGUGUAACCUCGUUGCGGCGAAUUCGUCACGAGGCAUCUAGCGAUUUCUCCAAUGGUACUGUAAAAUCUUUCCACCUACCCAUUAGAUCCAUUCCCAGAAAGAAGAAACCGAGUAGGCAAAAGAUAACGUGGAAAAAGCCGAAGAGGCAACGAAGAAUUCGUAACAAAAAUCAGGCAGAAAGAACAUUCGGUGUGGGCGAAACAGUUCUCAUCGAGUCAAAUAAACGCCAAGGAAAUAAGCUCACUCCCUUGUAGCGAGUAUCCUUAUCAUAAGGAUAAUGUGCGUUUGUUAAAGCUAAUAACCCUCUCCACGUAUCCACCCGCC
Messenger RNA from Bactrocera latifrons, 954 nucleotides. RefSeq lists its product as uncharacterized. Lineage: Eukaryota; Metazoa; Arthropoda; Insecta; Diptera; Tephritidae. Bases 507 to 884 code for a protein of 125 amino acids. The record is from RefSeq and is a predicted model, not a curated record. The transcript has 3 exons.